UCGUGAGAAUGCGAAAUGGAAGAGAGCGUGAGAGUGCUCUUUAUUAUAUUAUUUUCCUCUGGGAAAAAAAUAAAUACUCGAUUUGAACAUAGCUAUGUUCGAAAAUAAGUCAUGAAAUAUUGUGAAGGUGUUUUUUUAUGAAACGGCUCUUUGAUUUCUCUCAGGAUAAAUCGUUUUAGUGUUUAUUUUUAUCAACAUAUUUCAUGAUACACCUUUCACUUGGAGGUAUUCAAACUGUUUAUCAUAUUAGCGUCUUACAAUUUUAGAGAUGACAAACGCAUGUUUCUGUUUAAGAAACAACAGACAAUUUUUCAUUUACUACUGGAAUUUAAUUUAACUUAAUUAAAUCAAUGGCGCAUAACGAUAUAUAAACUUUCAAUUCUGUGAAUGCUUUGCCGAACCAAAACAACCACAUUCAUAGGAUUAGAAUCUGCUAAGAGUUUAAGGAACCAUGAACUGAUAUUUAAAUCAGAUGAAAGCAUUUGUGAAUUAUUGGCUACAUUAUGGCAGCACGGAAUAUUACCAAACCUCAGCCUUCUGCACUUGGUAGUCAAUUUGAACAAGCUGAAAAGACCAGCAGUACUUUGAAGAGACAUCCAAAAAUGGAGCUUAGUAAACCUGAUCUGUUGCAACUCUUGGGAGUUUUAGAAGGAGAGCUGCAAGCGAGGGAGAUAGUCAUAGCUGUACUUAAGGCUGAGCAAGUGAAGCAAUUGUUAUAUCCUAAAAGGAAAUCAACAACUGCAAAUGAUCCUUGGGCAGCUCUACAGCGGGAUUGCUUAGGAGCAUUUGAUGCUACGUUUGAUGAAACAGCUGUUAAAAAUUUGUAUGGAAUGCAGCUAUCUACUUUAGAGAACUUUUUAAAGCAGUAUAAAAUUGCUCAGACUAAAUUGAAACAGCAACUACAAGAAGCAGAACAACGGUGUGAAAAGCUUCUUGCUGAGUUAGAAGACGAAAAACGGAAACAUGCUCAAGACACUGCUCAAGGAGAUGAUGUAACAUAUCUCUUGGAAAAAGAACGUGAACGUUUGCAUCAAGAAAAUGAAUUUGAACGUCAGCAGAACAGAUGCAUGGAGAAAGAUAUUAAGUGUUUGCAAGAAACGCUGGAACAAGAAAGAUUAAGACAAAAGCAAAUUGUAUUGUUGCUACUUGCAGAAAGAAAGAGAUUAAUAUUUCGAUAUGCUGAAGAAAAACAAAAAUGUGACCGAUUGUCUCAGAUACUUUGCGAUGAAAAAGGAAGAAUUGCUGACAUGGUUGAUGGAUUAGAAGAGGAAAGCAAGAAAUCUUUGCAGAUGGAAGCAGAACUGGAAAGACAGUUGUGUGAAUUUGAAAUAGAACGAGAACAGUUUAAAGCAGAUAUAGCAGAAUUAGAAUCAAGGAACAAUGAAUUGACUCUUGAAAUUCAAAGGCUGCAGGAGGAAAUCUCAGAAUCUCAAAAACAAGCUGCUAAUUCUAGUCUUAGUUCACAAUCUCAGUUGGGAGAAGGAGUAAGAAGUACUAUAGUUACAAUGGUUUCAACUCCUCCUAUUCGAGCUGUUCCCACAAUUUCUCCAACUGUAAGUCCACCUCGAGGUGUUGCACGUGCUGUUUGCCCUAAAACAGGACCUGCUCCUGCUACGCCUGCUAAGCCACCUGGCCUAAUACCACAAGCACCUACCAAAAUUACUCCUGGUAAACCAGUUUAUUCUACUUCAAGUGCAGUUUUAUCACCUUUGUGCAGUCCUCCUUUAGCCACAUCUGGAUUAAAAACUACAUCCAAAACUAUAAAACCUAGUUCUCCCGCUCCUUUAGCUUCACCUUCUGUCCCUGAAAAUGUAGGAACUUUACUUCAAGUUGUCCCUCCUGGUCCCCAAUAUGCCGAAAAUCCUCUGUCACCACCAGAAGGUGAAAAAAUUAUAAGUGAUUCAACAUCACCAUCAAACACUAAAGCUUAUGGAACUAUUAAAAGCGCAUCUGCUGUUCCAGUGCAUAAAGCAGGAACAGCACUAUCUCCAAAUGUCACAGCAAAUGCAAAAAAAUUGUCUGUCGGAAGAGGAGCUCCUCCUCCCAUUCCUCCAAAUAAACCAGUAUUACCACCUCAAGCUCUUCACAGGAAAGAUACUGGGUCUAAGCCACCUGUUCCACCAAGAUCUGAUAUUACACCUGAAAAUGCACCUGAUAAGAAUGCACAGAGAUGUACUGUAUCUACCCGCUUUCUUAAUAUGUCUAAGGCAGCUGCUGAUGAAUCUCCUGGAAGUGUUACUGUAGAAAAGGAUGAGACACAGGGAACGACCGCAACAUGAUAGAGGAAUGUUUUUCUAGAAAUAUUCUAAAAGAAUCUUCAUAUUACAUACCUUCAAAAUGGUGGCAAAUCCCUGCAACUCAAUAGCUAAAAGCUCUGAUUAAUGAAGAUGGGUGCAAAUACGUUCUGCAACAAAUCCUACAUUUACUACGAAUGAGAUUAAAAAAUAGCAACAUUCUUCUAUAUUUAGACAGAAGAAUGACCCUGUAAUUUAACAAAUUGAUCAUUAUUCUCGUGGCUGGAAGGUGUCAUGGAUUUCAGAAAAAGUCCAAGAAAGAGAAGCGGAAUAGCAUAGCAGUGCUUUUUAGUCAUAAAUGUGACUAGAAUUUGGUCAACUUUUCAGUCGGUGUUUUAGUCUACAUCUAUAAUGAAUUGUAACACUUUGUUGUGCUGAGUUGUAUCUAAAAUUUCUAGAAAAUGCAUUUAUUAUUAAAAUUAAAACAUCUAGAAAUUCUCUGUUCA
Messenger RNA from Argiope bruennichi, 2740 nucleotides. RefSeq names its product CTTNBP2 N-terminal-like protein (gene Naus). The transcript is spliced from 7 exons. Bases 504 to 2279 code for a protein of 591 amino acids. Lineage: Eukaryota; Metazoa; Arthropoda; Arachnida; Araneae; Araneidae. The record is from RefSeq and is a predicted model, not a curated record.